Messenger RNA from Naegleria gruberi, 1008 nucleotides. RefSeq lists its product as uncharacterized. The coding region runs from base 1 to 1008 and encodes 335 amino acids. NCBI's taxonomy places the organism in Eukaryota, Heterolobosea, Eutetramitea, Acrasida, Naegleriidae. The record is from RefSeq and is a predicted model, not a curated record. The transcript has a single exon.
AUGAAAAAAAUACAACAAACAAAGAGGAAGAGAGAAGAUAUUGUUCUCGAUUUAUCCAAUGUUUCUCCCAAUGGUAAAUGGUGGACCGCUCCGAACAUUGUUCAUCUCGUAUUAAAAUAUUUACCAGUUAAAGAUAUGAUCCAGGGCAAGACAUUGUGUAAGAAUUGGUUCAAGGUGAUGAAUCAUCAAUUUGUGAGAGAGUAUGUGGCUAGUUUCUUGGAGUUGGAUGAAGACAACUUGCAAGAUCUUGAAGUCAUGAUGAAUACCUUCAAAACAGAGAAGAAAAUGGUUUCCUCUUAUGAGGCUAUCAUUGAACAAUUGAAAGAAUUAGAUAAUAGUAAUGAUUAUUCUGAGAGUGUAAGAUCACUAUUGAGUAAAUAUGAAAAAUCUCACAGUUUAGACCUUUUGAAAGAAAUCUCAAAAUUGACAAAGAAAGAAAUCAGAAAUCAGAACUCGUUGUCGUUGGAACCACCAAAAAUUGUUAUUGCUGAAAAUGAGUACAAUUGUCAAAACUAUGGCAGCAUUCGGUCUAUUCUAUUGUCACAAGAUUUGAAUUCUAUUGAGCAAUAUGGUCUCAAUGUCACAACUAUUGAAAAGAGUUACUUUAUUGUGUUAAGUAAUGGUUAUCCUAUGAAGCUUAAUUUUGAUUAUAAAUGUGGAAGAUAUGAUGGUCAUUACAAAGUUGAAGUUAAUGGAACUAAAGCUAUCAGGUUGAAAUGGUUUGAGGGUGGAUUUGAGGAGAAUCAUAACUGGGAAUUUAUCAAAUUACUGAAAAAGGGGUUGGAUUUCAAGUCAGAUACACCAAUUGAAGAGGAUACGGUAUUUCUAACAAUACUUUUUGCUUGGUUAAUACAGCUUUUCCCAGAGGCAACAAAUUAUGAAAUACCAGACUCAUGUUUUGGAGAAUCAAUUCUUGUCUAUUCAGAUUUGGGUGAGGAUAAUAGGCUGUUUGCUGAUGAUAAUUCAGAAAAUGAGGAAGGCAGUAACAAGUACGAUUCAGAUGAGUAA